AUGGGGAAUCUCCCGACAGCUCGUGUCCGCGAGGCAGCGCCUUUCACUAAUAUAGGCAUCGACUUCUGCGGGCCUUUCUAUAUCAAAGAGAGGAAACACCGCAACCGAGCAAGGGUAAAGACUUACGUGUGCGUAUUUGUUUGUAUGACCAUAAAGGCGAUACACCUUGAACUCGUGAGCGACCUGUCGUCAGCCGGAUUUCUCGCCGCGUUACGACGAUUUAUUUCACGACGCGGAUUACCGGAGCACGUUUACUCCGACAACGGAACAAAUUUCGUAGGCGCGAACAACCAACUCAAGGAAAUGUAUUUGUUAUUCAAUUCCGAGCAACAUAAGAAACUUGUAAAUCAAUUUUCGAGUGACCAUCGCAUCAGCUGGCAUUUUAUACCUCCCAUGGCUCCACAUUUUGGGGGGUUAUGGGAGUCGUCUGUAAAACUCUUCAAACACCACUUCAAGCGAGUGGUAGGAGAGACUUUGUUUACGUUCGAAGAGUUGAAUACAUUUAUUACCGAAGUCGAGAGUAUUCUGAACUCUAGGCCGAUCGUGUCUCUUUCAUCCGACCCAAACGAUUUACUAGCCUUGUCGCCCGCUCAUUACCUUCUGGGCAAGCCACUAAACACCCUCCCGGAGGGGAACUUAUCAUCUGUUCCAGCCAAUCGACUGUCCACCUGGCAGCACAUCACCAAGGUGAGACAAGACUUUUGGACACGGUGGAACUUGGAGUAUCUAAACGAGCUCCAAAGGCGCAGUAAAUGGAACAAGGAUGGGCCGGAACUCAAAAUCGGAGCAAUCGUGCUCGUAAAGGACAAAGGCCUACCAUGUGCGCACUGGUCGCUAGGUAGAAUUUCGGCGCUGCAUCCAGGUGAAGACGGGAUUUCCCGAGUCGCCACCAUUAAAACGACAAGCGGAGAAGUAAAAAGAGCGACGAAACUUCUCUGCCCAUUACCAAUGGAGGAAUAA
Molecule: messenger RNA, 960 nt
Organism: Trachymyrmex cornetzi
Lineage: Eukaryota; Metazoa; Arthropoda; Insecta; Hymenoptera; Formicidae
Exons: 1
Coding region: 1-960 (319 amino acids)
Biological process (GO): DNA integration
Molecular function (GO): nucleic acid binding
Source: RefSeq, a predicted model, not a curated record